This is a messenger RNA of Leishmania mexicana MHOM/GT/2001/U1103, 1767 nucleotides long. RefSeq lists its product as hypothetical. The transcript has a single exon. Lineage: Eukaryota; Euglenozoa; Kinetoplastea; Trypanosomatida; Trypanosomatidae. The coding region runs from base 1 to 1767 and encodes 588 amino acids. The record is from RefSeq and is a predicted model, not a curated record.
AUGAGCUCGGACUACUCACGUGUGUGCGCGACUGAGAGUGCGUCGGAGUCACAUCCGCCGGCGUACUCGCGCGACGCACUUCAGAAGGAGUUGCACGAGGGCUUCCGAAAGCAGCAGCAGCGAGUUAACAAAAUCCGACAGGUCGAGCAGAUGGCACUCGCCAAAGGCUUGGGCGAGUCGGCCGCCACGUCUUUGAAAGACGGUUUCUAUAUCCCGUAUAAGGUACUGCCGCCUCUCAAGCCAGAGGAGAUGAGGCUGUUUGAGCGGAUAGACAUCAAGAAGUUGUGUCAACGUGCGGAGGGGAAACUAGAGGAGUCUUCCGUGGCUCCUCCACUCACGCUCGGCACGGACCCUGUGGAACACCAGCUGAUGCAGGCAAAGGAGCAUCAAACAUCUACAGAGGCUGGCGUUGAGGACGCCCUGAGCACUUCCCUUUCCUCUAUGGCCUCGUCGCUAGCAGCUCUCGAGGGCAACUCUUCCGAGGAUGUCCGGCAGUUUCUACACCAUCUGCGGUCCACAUCACGUGCCACCUCCUCUCUCCGCGAUGCACGUGCGGAGGUGGAUGACAAUAUUCAGGCCGUAGAGGAGGCGCUGUUACGGCAGAGCUCGCCGCUUUCCUUCGAGGAUCUGCUGGAUACAGCAUCCCGUCUACUGGCCGCGAUGGAGCGCGGUGAACUCACGGAAGAUGUGAUGGUGCCGCGCGGUGCGGAUGUUAGUACGGAGAAGGAUGAAAGCAACGCGGGAAGCCCUGCGGACUCAGCAGAGGCGCCCUCGUCGGCGAGCUGCUCAACAACGCGUGUUCUGCACGGCGCUGUGGAGGUGGAAACGUACACUCGCAAGCAUUUUCUCCCGAAAGCCUACGAGGUGGUCGCCAUUGCGCAUACCGCGGAGUGGAUUCUCCAGUACACAAUGGCCUACCUGCGCACCACCGUGGCCGUGAACCGAGACGAGGCAUUCACUCGCCUAACCCUGCUGGCGCGCUGCGUGCGGCUGCUCGGCGAUAUAGAGAACUUCUCCUCUAUCCUCUUAUCCCUGGAAACCAAGUGCGAGGAGUACGCAGGUUUCAUGGCACUCAAGGACACGGCGGAGGAACACCUGGGCACACUACUGAAUGAGGUGGAAAGCUCGCUGGACGCCAUUUUGAGCGUGCCGUUUCCGUCUCGUCGCGCACGUCUUGUGUUGCUCGAGGGUGGCAUGCAGAAGAAGUUGCAGCGUGCUCUGCUCUUUCUCAAUGAGAUCGACUGCAGCUGGACGCCGCAUGUGCGCUUUCACUGGGCGUGGAAGGUGGAACUGCUCGGCGCGUCGUUUCACCGCAUACAUGGGCUAAUUUCGCGCAAGCACAUGAAGUGCAGUAUGGGUUUCGUGGACGACUCCCUCUACGAGCGGGUAGCGGACACGCGCAUUACCGGUCGCUACAUGGGCGCCUCCCCGGUUCAACCAAAAGUGCUCCGCGCGCAGCAGGUGGAGUAUGAGAAGAUCACGGAGGGUCUCACUUUUCAGCAAAUCGGUAUGUCAAUCAAAGGGAUGGCGAGCCUUCUUGUUGGCGAGCAGCUGUGCAUGGGGGCGCGGUACAUUCUCUGCCAAUCCACAAAGGAGUUCGACCCGGUCUGGGGCUUUCACAUGGAUGAAAUCAGCACAGCACCGACGCAAGAGGAGCUCUCCGCGACGGCGGCGAAGAUAGCGACACAUGCCAAGGACCAGCUCACGGCGCGACCGACCAAGAAAAGAAAAGAGCCCUCUUCCACGACCUUUCUCACUCAGUUGUAG